Molecule: messenger RNA, 4461 nt
Organism: Ceratitis capitata (Mediterranean fruit fly)
Lineage: Eukaryota; Metazoa; Arthropoda; Insecta; Diptera; Tephritidae
Gene: pea
Product: ATP-dependent RNA helicase DHX8
Exons: 3
Coding region: 231-4349 (1372 amino acids)
Biological process (GO): mRNA splicing, via spliceosome; spliceosomal complex disassembly
Cellular component (GO): intracellular anatomical structure; catalytic step 2 spliceosome
Molecular function (GO): RNA helicase activity; ATP binding; RNA binding
Source: RefSeq, a predicted model, not a curated record
AUGUUUCUUUCUCACUUGGUUCACUUAAAAAUUUGUCCAUCACUUUUGUUUCGUCUUUGCAACCCUGAAUAUAGCAUAUCAGCUGAGUGAUUGUCAACGUGAAAUGUGUAGUUUACGUUUACAAGCAUUUUUAUUCAUUUCAAUAGAUUAACGCGUUUGUUUAAGAUGUUAUUUUUCAUAUAAAUACUAAACACAAAUUUCGUACGUAGUGACUAGUAAAAAAACACAACAUGGAGGAGUUGCGGCGUCUCGAAUAUUUAUCGUUGGUGUCGAAAAUUUGCACCGAACUUGAAAAUCACUUGGGCUUGAACGACAAAGAUUUGGCGGAAUUCAUUAUCGAUUUGGAGGAAAAAAAUCCAACGUUUGAUUCUUUUCGUAAGGCAUUGCAUGAAAAUGGUGCCGAAUUUCCAGAUUCUUUUGUUACUAAUCUACAACGUAUAAUAAAUUUGAUGAAACCUGGUAGAGGAGAAGAGGAACCUGAGGGCAUUAGCAGCGUCAAAAGUGCGAAAGCAGAUCAAUUGACGCGUAUGUUUCCAGGUUUGGCUUUACCAAAUGACAAAUUUAGUAAGUCAUACAGCAGUGGUGGUGAAAGUGAAAAUGCUUCCAGCGAAUCCGAUUCGGAACAUGAGAGAAGCAAUAAUGAAGGAAAAAAAGUUAAGACAAAAAAACGUGAUGAAAUUGAAGAUGUUAUGGACGAGUUAGAAGCGCUGGCGCCAAGUAAACGUAUACAUGUCGAGAAUAAAAAUGAUUUGGACGAUACAAUGGCAGAGUUAGAAGCACUUGCGCCAAGUCAACGAAUAAAAGUGCAUAAAUCUAAGGAUGAAGACACAGAUGACGCUAUGGCAGAAUUGGAAGCGUUGGCUCCUAGUAAACAAUUAAAAAAAGAGCACAAGCCAAAAAAGAGUGACAUCGACGAUGCUAUGGACAAGUUGGAGGCUCUAGCGCCAAGUGCUCAAAAGAAAUAUGAAGAUACCAAAGUGAAGACAGAAAAGAAGAGAAAGCUCGAUCGGCAUUCACGUUCGCGAUCAAAAGAGCGCACAAGCCGCCAUGAACGCAGUAGCCGUCGAGAUAGAAGUCGAGAUAAACGAUCACGUUCUUAUUCGCCAAGCGAGAAAAGAAAUAGCGAUAGGCGAAGGCGUUCACGUAGUAAAUCACGCCAUCGUGACCGGGAUCACGAACGAAUUAAGGAUCGAGAACGUGAGCGCGACCGCAGUGAUCGAAGACGUCGUUCGCGUUCUCGUUCCCAUGGUCACAGUACGAGCAGUAGUAGCAGACGUCGCUCACGAUCACGUUCGCGUGAUCGUCAUCGCCGCUCCAGAUCCCGAGAUCGCGGUGACCGUAGUGGCAGAAAAAGAUCUCGAUCAAGAGAGCGAAAUGAACGUAGCGCACGUAAGCGCUCACGUUCUAAUUCCGGAGAACGCCACGGGCGUAAUGAAAAAAUGCCUCCACCAGCGACACUGCCUGACGAUCCAGAACCGGGUAAAAUUUAUACAGGCAAAGUAGCUAAUAUUGUACCAUUCGGAUGCUUUGUUCAACUUUUUGGACUGCGUAAACGCUGGGAAGGGCUUGUUCAUAUUUCACAGUUACGAUCCGAAGGACGUGUAACCGAUGUUACAGAAGUUGUGCAGCGAAAUUCAAAUGUAAAAGUCAAAGUAAUGUCUAUUGCUGGACAAAAGGUUUCACUCUCAAUGAAAGAAGUUGAUCAGGCAACUGGUAGAGACUUGAAUCCUUUAUCACAUGUUGCACCUGAGGAUGAAAUGAGAGAUCGUAACCCAGAUCGCCCAUACAGUGGUACCUCGUUACUAAAUCUACAAGGUGGCAGUAUGGAUAACGAUGAAAGUGAUUCCCGCAAACGAGUGACGCGUAUAUCAAGUCCCGAACGUUGGGAAAUCAAACAGAUGAUUAGUUCUGGCGUUAUUGAUCGCAGUGAAAUGCCUGACUUCGACGAAGAAACCGGUCUUAUUCAAAAGGAGGAAGAUGAUGAAGCCGAUAUUGAAAUUGAAAUAGUAGAAGAGGAACCACCAUUCCUUUCAGGGCAUGGUCGGGCACUGCACGAUCUUUCUCCCGUGCGGAUUGUUAAAAAUCCCGAUGGUUCGCUGGCACAAGCAGCUAUGAUGCAAUCAGCUCUAUCAAAAGAAAGACGAGAACAGAAAAUGUUGCAGCGGGAACAAGAUGCGGUAGCGCCAACAAAUAUGAGCCGCAACUGGAUCGAUCCAUUACCUGAUGAGGACGAGUCGCGCACUAUGACCAAUACACGUGGAAUUGGCUCUGGUGCAACCAUUGAGGUACCCGAGUGGAAGAAGCAUGUCAUCGGCGGCAAAAAAUCAUCAUUUGGUAAAAAAACAGAUAUGUCGCUAUUGGAACAACGUCAAUCGCUGCCCAUUUAUAAGCUGCGCGAUGACCUUAUUAAAGCUGUUUCGGACAAUCAAAUAUUGAUUGUCAUUGGUGAGACGGGUUCCGGCAAGACAACGCAAAUUACACAAUAUUUAGCUGAGAGCGGCUUCACUGCGCGCGGCAAAAUCGGUUGCACACAACCACGUCGUGUAGCCGCCAUGUCUGUGGCCAAACGUGUGGCAGAAGAGUUCGGUUGUCGCCUUGGUCAAGAAGUGGGCUAUACUAUACGUUUCGAGGAUUGCACUAGCCCGGAAACGGUUAUCAAAUACAUGACUGACGGUAUGUUGUUGCGCGAAUGUUUGAUGGAGUCUGAUCUGAAAUCCUAUUCCGUGAUUAUGUUGGAUGAAGCGCACGAACGUACGAUACAUACGGACAUACUCUUUGGUUUACUGAAGGGAGCAGUACAAAAGCGACCAGAGCUAAAGCUAAUUGUCACCUCAGCUACACUCGACGCAGUGAAAUUCUCGCAGUAUUUCUUUGAAGCGCCUAUCUUCACCAUACCCGGUCGUACCUUCCCCGUGGAAGUUUUGUACACGAAAGAACCGGAAACAGAUUACUUAGAUGCUUCUUUGAUUACUGUUAUGCAAAUACAUUUGCGCGAGCCACCAGGUGAUAUAUUACUUUUCCUUACGGGCCAGGAGGAGAUUGACACCGCUUGCGAGAUCCUGUACGAACGUAUGAAAAGCUUAGGGCCUGAUGUGCCCGAAUUAAUUAUACUGCCUGUGUACUCGGCGCUGCCCUCAGAAAUGCAGACGCGUAUCUUCGAUCCAGCGCCAGCUGGUAGUCGCAAAGUUGUCAUAGCCACAAAUAUUGCUGAAACCUCAUUGACUAUUGAUGGCAUUUUUUAUGUCGUUGAUCCGGGUUUCGUCAAACAGAAAGUAUAUAAUUCAAAGACCGGCAUGGACUCAUUGGUGGUCACACCAAUUUCACAAGCCGCUGCUAAACAGCGUGCUGGACGCGCUGGUCGCACAGGACCCGGAAAAUGUUAUCGCUUAUACACGGAGCGUGCUUACCGUGAUGAAAUGUUGCCAACGCCUGUUCCUGAGAUACAGCGAACUAAUUUGGCCAUGACGGUAUUGCAACUGAAGACAAUGGGUAUUAACGAUUUGCUGCAUUUCGAUUUCAUGGAUGCGCCACCUGUGGAAUCUCUGGUAAUGGCUUUGGAAAACUUACAUUCACUUUCCGCGCUAGAUGAUGAGGGUUUGCUCACUCGCUUAGGACGCCGGAUGGCGGAAUUUCCAUUGGAGCCAAAUCUCUCCAAAAUGCUUAUCAUGUCCGUAGCUUUGCAAUGCUCCGACGAAGUUCUCACAAUUGUAUCCAUGUUGAGUGUACAAAAUGUUUUCUAUCGACCCAAGGACAAGCAAGCGUUGGCUGAUCAAAAGAAGGCAAAAUUCAAUCAGCCCGAAGGUGAUCAUCUUACAUUACUUGCCGUCUACAACAGCUGGAAGAAUAAUAAAUUCUCAAAUGCUUGGUGUUACGAGAAUUUCGUACAAAUUCGUACCCUCAAACGUUCGCAAGAUGUGCGCAAACAGCUGCUCGGUAUCAUGGAUCGUCAUAAGUUGGAUGUUGUUUCGGCAGGCAAGAACUCAGUGCGGAUUCAAAAAGCUAUAUGCUCAGGCUUCUUCCGCAACGCUGCGAAAAAGGAUCCUCAGGAGGGUUAUCGUACACUUGUCGAUUCUCAAGUGGUCUAUAUUCAUCCUUCUAGCGCGUUAUUUAAUCGUCAACCAGAGUGGGUUGUUUAUCACGAAUUGGUGCAGACAACCAAGGAAUAUAUGCGUGAAGUAACGACCAUUGAUCCGAAAUGGUUGGUAGAAUUCGCACCCUCUUUCUUCCGCUUCUCCGACCCAACGAAAUUGAGUAAAUUCAAGAAAAAUCAACGCCUGGAACCGUUGUAUAAUAAAUACGAAGAGCCGAAUGCUUGGCGCAUAUCGCGUGUCCGACGAAGGCGAAACUAAGUUACACACUUUUUUUAGCAUUUAAUGUAAUUCUUGUAUGUACAACAUAAGUUAGUAUUUAACUAUCAUUUUUAUUUAAAUUAUGAAAUAAAAAACAUUGCGGUAGGCCAAA